CAACGCAAUGAUAAAACUUAAAACGGUAAUUUCUCUUGUUGUGUUAGUGUUUGUUUUUAAAACAGAUUGUACAGAAGUUUGUUUGAAAAAUGAUAUACACGCAUUGAUUUUAGCCAGAGGAGGAAGCAAAGGCAUUAAACUUAAAAAUCUUGCUGAAGUUGGUGGCUUAUCUUUGCUAGCUCGGACUAUUAUAACAAUUAAAAAUUCCACUUGUUUUAAACACAUUUGGGUAUCCACAGAUGACAAAAGAAUUGCCCUUGAAGCUCAGAAGUAUGGGGCCAUCGUACAUCGUCGUCCUGAAAAAUUCGCCCAAGACGAUACUCCUUCAAUUCAUGCAAUAACGGAGUUUUUAAAUGUACAUAGAAAUAUUCAAGACUUCGCCCUGUUUCAAUGCACUUCCGUUUUUCUAAAAACUAAAUAUAUUCAAGAAGCUGUCCAAAAAUUUGAGUCACAUGACUGUGUUUUUGCAGCCAAAAGAUCACAUUAUUUACGCUGGAAAGUCGUUGACGAUGAAUUGAUUCCAGCAGAGUUUGAUUUAAAUGCCAGGCCAAGACGUCAGGACUGGAAGGGUGAUAUAGUGGAAACAGGAAUGUUUUAUUUCUCAAGAAGACAACUGGUAAAAAGUGGGUUAUUACAAAAUAAUAGGUGCUCCAUUGUAGAAAUUGAUGUCAAAGACGGUUUAGAAAUUGACUCAAAUCAUGAUCUUACUUUAGCUAAAUACAUUUUAAGUAGCGAAACGAAAACAGAAUUAUAAAUUUAUAAGUUAUUUCCAUUGUUUUUGAUGUGCUCUUUAAAUAUUUGUUGAGCUUUUCAUGUUAAAAGUAAAUUAAAAAGUAAAUUAAGUCUAUUUUUUAAGGUUUAAUUUUAAUAGUCACCUUUAACAUUGUUAUUUUUUAAUAGAGUCUGGGUAAUGUCCUUUGGCGAA
Drosophila eugracilis is the source of this 925-nucleotide messenger RNA. It is a transcript of the gene Csas, whose product is annotated as N-acylneuraminate cytidylyltransferase A. Gene Ontology annotation, molecular function: N-acylneuraminate cytidylyltransferase activity. The record is from RefSeq and is a predicted model, not a curated record. The transcript is spliced from 5 exons. NCBI's taxonomy places the organism in Eukaryota, Metazoa, Arthropoda, Insecta, Diptera, Drosophilidae. The coding region runs from base 8 to 754 and encodes 248 amino acids.